Messenger RNA from Cooperia oncophora, 291 nucleotides. The record is from the annotation of a GenBank genome assembly. NCBI's taxonomy places the organism in Eukaryota, Metazoa, Nematoda, Chromadorea, Rhabditida, Trichostrongylidae.
AUGGAACAAAAAUCAAAACUCGAUCCAAAUCUCACUGCGCGAAAUCUCCUGUCGAUUCAACGCAUUGAUCCGUGUGCGGUCGCGAUUCUUGACAAGACCACACAUGCUGCCAAAUACAAUUUCGAUAUGGUUGAGAAGGCCUGGACAAAAACACACAUCGAAGGAGCGCUUUUUAUUAUUCAGAGAGCUGAUAAACCCUAUUAUAGGUAUGGUUUUAUAUUUAGGUUCAUCUGUUUCUCACUACAGCUGAGCACUUUAAAGCUGACUGUAUGCUUGGCUUUUACUCGCUGA